AUCGGUUUAAAUCAUCCGGGAUUAGGCAAUGUCAGCGUACGAAGUUCGUUAUUAUUAAUUAAUGUGAUUUUGUUGAAACUACUGAAAAGUAAUUUGUAGAGACACAGACGAUGCCGCGUUUAAUUAUCAUUAUUGCCAUCACAAUUUUGUUCCUCGACAUUGUCGUCUCCAGACCAAGGCUUAAGAGAGACCCUGACUUUGAACCAAUACAUCUCUUUGUUGAUAAACUGGACGAUGGAGAAAAUUAUGGCAAUAAUGGCGAACAACUGCCAGUGGCUGGCUCUGCUGAACAAAAUAAUAUAGAUACGCCAAUACGUUACGAUGACGGCCCUUUGUACCCACGUGAUAUCCGGGUAAGUGGCCCAGCAGAUGAUAACAAUUUAGCCAACAAUGACGAAACUCGUUUGCAGAUGGACAAUGGUGGGUUAUACCCAAGUAACUUGCAAACGAAUGAAACGGACGAAAGCAAAUUAAAUGAAACAAAAGAAAAACCUAGUACCGAAGCUCCUGUACGAAUUGAUGAUGGACCACUGUAUCCAAAUGACAAUCAGUUGCAGCAUGUCGAGCAAAACGAAAAUACUGACCCAAACUAUAAUGAAACCCCGACACGGUUGGAUAAUGGUGGAUUGUAUGAUGACCUUGAGCUAAACAGGCCAGAAAAUCUAGAGUUAGAUAAUGAGAAUAAAGAUCUUAAUCAAGUAGGCGAUGACACGCGUGUUCAGAUAGACAAUGGUGGGUUAUACCCAAGUAACUUGCAAACGAAUGAAACAGACGAAGGCAAAUUAAAUGAAACGAUAGAACAACCUAGUACCGACGCUCCUGUGCGAUUUGAUGAUGGACCACAUUAUCCAAAUGAUAAUCAGUUGCAGCAUGUCGAGCAAAACGAAAAUACUGACCCAAGCUAUAAUGAUACGCCGACACGGUUCGAUAAUGGUGGAUUGAAUGCUGACCUUGAGCAGAAUAGGCCAGAAAAUCUAGAGUUAGAUAAUGAGAAUAAAGAUCUUAAUCAAGUCGGCGAUGACACGCGUGUUCAGAUAGACAAUGUUGGGUUAUACCCAAGUAACUUGCAAACGAAUGAAACAGACGAAGGCAAAGUAAAUGAAACGAUAGAACAACCUAGUACCGACGCUCCUGUACGAAUUGAUGAUGGACCACAUUAUCCAAAUGAUAAUCAGUUGCAGCAUGUCGAGCAAAUCGAAAAUACUGACCCAAGCUAUAAUGAUACGCCGACACAGUUCGGUAAUGGUGGAUUGAAUGCUGACCUUGAGCUGAAUAGGCCAGAAAAUCUAGAGUUAGAUAAUGAGAAUAAAGACCUUGAUACAAAUCAAAUCAGCGAAAACGAAAAUUCAGAUGCGGAGAAUAACAUGGAUGUGGACAAUGAUUCGAAUACGGACAAGUCCAACGAAAAUGAUAAUAACGAAGAUAUUCAUUCAAGCAUCACUGACAUUUAUGGUGAUGAAGUUGACAAGGUCGAAAAUGAUGACAUUGAUUCAAAUGCUGAUGAUUUCAACGGAAUGCGAAUGAAAAGAUUUAUAAACCAAUUUGAGGAAGAUGAUGAGUUGAUUGAUUCAAAUAUCGAUGACGAUAAGAAUAACGAUAUAUCUGGUAAUAUCGAUACAAAUGCAUCCGAUCUAAAUGACGACGGGAAUAAUAGUAUUGACAGUGAUAUUGAUCUAAAUGCGGACGUGUCAGAUGUAGACGAUACGAAUAAUUUCAAGGUAGACGAUACGGAAAAUUUCGAUGAAGACGAUAUUGGUGAUUCUGAUGAAGAUGAUAUCGAUGACGAUAAUAUCGAUGACGAUGAUAUCGAUGAAGAUGAUAUCAAUGUAAUUGAUAUCGAUGAAGAUGAUAUCAAUGAAAAUGAUAUCGAUGAAGACGAUACUGAUAAUUCCAAUGAAGAAGAUAAUGAUACCGAGCCUAAAUAAAGAUUGAAUAUAAUCAAAAAUAAUGACAAUUAAAUAGGAAACAUGAGUGAAAAUAUGUGAAAAUAUUCCUUUCUUUAUCUGUCUUUGUUUUUGACAAAAACAGCUGUUGUUCGUAUGUGUAUUAGAAUUGAUAACACAUAUAAAGAUGAUGCAGAAGUAAACUUUUAAAUUUUCACAUUAAAUUUUUCACAAAACAGA
This is a messenger RNA of Mytilus californianus (California mussel), 2123 nucleotides long. RefSeq names its product protein PFC0760c-like. The record is from RefSeq and is a predicted model, not a curated record. Bases 111 to 1925 code for a protein of 604 amino acids. NCBI's taxonomy places the organism in Eukaryota, Metazoa, Mollusca, Bivalvia, Mytilida, Mytilidae. The transcript is spliced from 3 exons.